This is a messenger RNA of Enhydra lutris kenyoni (northern sea otter), 1830 nucleotides long. Lineage: Eukaryota; Metazoa; Chordata; Mammalia; Carnivora; Mustelidae. The record is from the annotation of a RefSeq genome assembly.
AUAAAAGUAAUCAACCUAUUCACUUCCUCCAUCCUCGUAACACUAUUCAUACUAACCCUCCCCAUCAUAAUAACCAACACUACCCUUUAUACCAAUAAACUAUAUCCCCAAUACGUAAAAACCACUAUCUCACAUGCUUUUAUAAUAAGCCUGAUCCCCACAAUAAUAUUUCUCUACUUAGGGCAAGACACAAUAAUUUCAAACUGACACUGAAUUACAAUUCAAACUGUAAAACUCUCCCUCAACUUUAAACUUGAUUACUUCUCAAUAAUCUUCAUACCGGUAGCACUAUUCGUCACAUGAUCAAUUAUAGAAUUCUCAAUAUGAUACAUACACUCAGACCCCUACAUCAACCGAUUCUUCAAAUAUUUACUUCUUUUCCUAAUCACUAUAAUAAUCCUAGUCACCGCCAACAAUAUAUUUCAACUAUUUAUCGGAUGGGAAGGAGUAGGUAUUAUAUCAUUUCUACUUAUCGGAUGAUGAUACGGGCGAACAGACGCCAACACAGCCGCACUACAGGCCAUCUUAUACAACCGUAUUGGAGAUGUAGGGUUCAUCUUAGCCAUGGCCUGAUUCCUAGCCAACCUAAACACCUGAGAUCUACAACAAAUCCUCAUAACCGACCACAAAAAUCUGAACCUCCCUCUCACAGGCCUAUUAUUGGCAGCUACCGGAAAAUCCGCACAAUUUGGCCUACACCCAUGAUUGCCCUCGGCCAUAGAAGGUCCAACCCCUGUAUCAGCCCUACUGCAUUCAAGCACUAUGGUUGUAGCAGGAGUAUUUUUGCUAAUCCGAUUCCAUCCCCUAAUAGAACAUAACAAAACAAUUCAAACCAUCACACUAUGCCUAGGAGCAAUCACAACCCUAUUCACAGCAAUUUGUGCCCUAACACAAAACGACAUCAAAAAAAUUAUCGCUUUCUCCACUUCAAGCCAACUCGGACUAAUAAUCGUAACCAUCGGCAUCAAUCAGCCCUACCUAGCGUUUCUCCAUAUCUGUACACAUGCAUUCUUCAAAGCCAUAUUAUUCAUGUGCUCUGGAUCAAUCAUUCACAACCUAAACGAUGAACAAGACAUCCGAAAAAUAGGAGGACUAUACAAAGCCCUUCCAUUUACCACCACCUCCCUGAUCGUCGGAAGCCUAGCACUCACAGGAAUACCAUUCCUAACAGGAUUUUACUCUAAAGACCUAAUUAUCGAAACCGCUAACACGUCAUAUACCAACGCCUGAGCCCUUCUAAUUACCCUCAUUGCCACCUCCAUAACAGCUGCCUAUAGCACUCGAAUCCUAUUUUUCGCACUCCUAGGACAACCCCGCUUCAACCCUGUCGUCGCAAUCAACGAGAAUAAUCCCCUCCUAAUCAACUCCAUUAAACGUCUCCUACUCGGGAGUAUCUUCGCAGGAUUCCUAAUCUCCUACAACAUCACACCCACCACCACCCCACAGAUAACUAUGCCUCAUUAUCUCAAAAUAAUAGCCCUCACCAUAACCAUCUUAGGUUUCAUUUUGGCACUAGAACUUAACCUCACAAUACAAAGCCUAAAAUUUAAAUAUCCCUCGAACCUAUUCAAAUUCUCAAACAUACUAGGCUACUUCCCAACUACUAUUCACCGCCUAAUACCCAAAAUAAAUCUACUCAUAAGCCAAAAAUCAGCAUCAACACUGUUAGAUAUAAUUUGACUAGAAAAGAUCUUACCAAAAUCCAUCUCCCACUUCCAAAUAAAAUCUUCAAUCACCGUCACUAACCAAAAAGGCCUAAUCAAACUAUACUUCUUAUCAUUUAUACUAACCCUGACUCUAAGCCUACUCGUACUUAACUUCCACGAGUAA